Paramecium sonneborni is the source of this 1179-nucleotide messenger RNA. Lineage: Eukaryota; Ciliophora; Oligohymenophorea; Peniculida; Parameciidae. The record is from the annotation of a GenBank genome assembly.
AUGAAUUCAAUCGAUAGAGCUAAAGAACUAUUACAUGCAAUUAAAUCAAAAUAAUAAUCAAAUUUUGAUAAGGUUGCUCAAAUUGAAUUCAAAUAAAUCAAUUAUUAGUAACUGAACCAUAUACAAACUAAAAGUGAAAAUUUGAAUUCAAUUUAAAUUAAUGAUGAGCAAUAUUAGUACUAAACAAUUAUAUAAUAAUAAAAGAAAUUGGCAAAUCAUUUUUCAAAUCUAAUGAAAUUAUUCUAUGAUAUUGAAUAACUAUUUAGAAAUGGCUUAGAAGAAAAUUGUUUAGUUUAGGGCUUAAUAGGUUUAUAAAAUUUAGGCACUUAUAUGAUUAAAGAAUUUGAAAUCUUAAAAAAACUUUAAAAACCAAAGUAAAAUUAAUAAACAAAUCAUGUUAAUACUGAUUGUUUGGAAUUACAAAAAAUUUAUGAUGAAAAAAUGAGAAUCGAAUUAAUUUAGAUUUUACUGUUUAUCAAAUAGAAAGUUUAGAAUGAAAAGAUUAAACACAUGAAAGAAUCUAUAUACAAUAACGAUAUCUUGAUUUAUGAUUAUGGAAAUAUCAAAAAAAUCAAUCAAAUUAAUUAAAAGCUUUAAAUAGAUGGCCCUAUUAUUUAGAAUCAAAUAUAAGAUAGAUUAAUGAAUAUUAAAUAAAUGCUUAAAUAAAAGUAUUUGCUACUUUUGAGAGAUAAGUAACAAUUAAUUGAUAAAUCUCAAUAAUAAGAAUUAAUUCAACAUGCAUAAACACUAUAAAAUUUAUAAAAAAUAGAGUAUCGUGCAUCUAAUGUGAAAAAUUUUAUAGCAGAAGAAUAUCAAAUAUUAAAUUAAUCAUUAUAAUAAAUCAAACUAAUUGGAAUUGAUUUUAUUUAUAACUCAAUAAAUGAAAAUAGGAAUAUUAUAGAAUAUGAAAAAUAAUAAACAAAACCUUUAACAUACCUUGAAUCUAAUUCAGAAUUAGGAUAAAUUGUUAAAUCACAAAAUAAUAUUGUUGACAUUGAAAAAUUAAUGAAACAAAUUAAAACUUGGUGCAAACAUUCAAAAAUUAUAUAAUAUCAUGAUGAUUGUUCAAAUUAUAAUUUAGUUUAGUAAUGCAUAGAUUAAUUGAAAGGUAAGAAAAUGAUUAGAAUAAAAGAACUUGAUGAUUUGCGACAAUUAUUUAUGUAGAUUUAGAAAUUAUGA